Molecule: messenger RNA, 1988 nt
Organism: Carcharodon carcharias (great white shark)
Lineage: Eukaryota; Metazoa; Chordata; Chondrichthyes; Lamniformes; Lamnidae
Gene: bub3
Product: BUB3 mitotic checkpoint protein
Exons: 7
Coding region: 290-1264 (324 amino acids)
Biological process (GO): mitotic spindle assembly checkpoint signaling
Cellular component (GO): mitotic checkpoint complex; bub1-bub3 complex; kinetochore
Molecular function (GO): ubiquitin binding
Source: RefSeq, a predicted model, not a curated record
CAAGCAGCAAUCCCUUCUAUAGUUUUAUACUAUAAUAUUUAAAGUUGCCAUAUCAAUCAGCAGCUUUUACUGGUGAUCAUAUGGCUAAUUCGGUCAUCGAUAAUCUGGCAAUCAUUCCAUAAAUCUAAUAAAAGGGAAGCGUACAACUUAGUGUAAUAAUAUUUCUUUUUUUCCACUGACACCAUUUUGUUUAUGGGCAGACAGCAUCCCUGCCUGUUCCCCAGGCAGAGUGGAACACUGGGACAUUUUAACCUGACUAAUAUCCCUGCCCUAUUUGACCUGGAGUGAGAUGACUGGCUCAAACGAAUUCAAACUAAACCAGUGCCCUGAAGAUGGGAUCUCUGCCAUUAAGUUCAGUCCAAACACCUCUCAGUUCCUGUUGGUGUCAUCCUGGGACUGUACCGUCCGUUUAUAUGACAUCACAUCAAAUAACAUGCGCCUUAAGUACCAGCAUUCAGCAGCUGUCCUGGACUGCGCUUUUCAUGAUCCAACACAUUCAUGGAGUGGCGGAUUGGACCUUUCUCUGAAAAUGCGUGAUUUAAACACAGACCAGGAAUCUAUUGUGGGUUCGCACGAUGCUUCAAUUCGUUGUGUUGAAUACUGUCCGGAAGUGAAUGUAAUGGUCACAGGAAGUUGGGAUCAAACAGUCAAGCUAUGGGACCCUAGAACACCUUGCAAUGCUGGAACAUUCGCGCAGCCAGAAAGGGUGUACACUCUUUCUGUGUCUGGAGAUCGUCUAAUUGUGGGAACUGCUAGCCGUCGUGUGCUGGUGUGGGACCUGAGGAACAUGGGAUAUGUACAGCAAAGGAGAGAGUCCAGUCUGAAAUAUCAGACCCGCUGCAUUAGAGCAUUUCCAAAUAAACAGGGAUAUGUUCUGAGUUCCAUUGAAGGACGUGUUGCAGUGGAGUACCUUGAUCCGAACCCAGAAGUGCAGAAGAAAAAAUAUGCUUUUAAAUGUCAUCGAUUAAAAGAAAACAAUCUUGAACAAAUCUAUCCAGUCAAUGCCAUUUCCUUCCACAGUGUUCACAACACGUUUGCUACAGGUGGCUCUGAUGGAUUUGUGAAUAUCUGGGACCCCUUCAACAAGAAAAGAUUGUGCCAGUUCCACCGGUACCCAACCAGUAUUGCAUCGCUUGCCUUCAGCAAUGAUGGCUCUGCAAUUGCUAUAGCAUCAUCAUACAUGUAUGAGAAAGGUGAAAUUGAACACCCUGAAGACAGUAUCUAUAUUCGACAAGUGACAGAUGCGGAAACAAAGCCCAAGUGAGUUUCUCAGCAGCAGGGUUUUAUCCUUUAUCAUUUGUCCAAACAUUUAUUAAUUUUCCUAAUUUCAUGAAAGAAAUUAUUGAUGUUGAGUAGAUAACACAGUUCCCAGCAGAGCCAGUAUUGAUUUUAUCUUGUUCUCCCAAGCUUUCAAUAUCCGUUGGAUGAUAGACGUCACAUUGAUAAAAAUGUGCCUACUUGUUUUCUGAGGCAGCAUGUCAAAUAGUGUUACUCUUUUUUCUAUACAAUGGAGUUUGGAUCAGUGAUUGAUCCUUUAUAUUAAAACUAUUUUCACCAAAUAGAAUUUUUUUAUUUCUUCUGUGUAACAAUAUUUGAUUAUGAAAAUAUGUAAAUACAUUUUGCGAAUAACUGUGUAAACUGCAAACAGCCAUGAUCUUGCUUCCUUUCUUAUAAGUUGCCACUAAUAUGAUAGCUGUUCUGUGAACUAUUUAAUUGGCUUAGAUAUACUGAUUCUUAGCGUAAUUGACUGGUUCAGUUAACUUCCCAUCUGAAAUGGCAUUGGCAGAGGAUUGAAAAGAUAGUAUAUGGCCAUCUGCCAUCAGCAAAGGAUUUUUAACCACAAUUUGUAAAUAACCAGUUUCUAGUUAUUUGAUAGGUAUAUUUUGUUUUCCAUUGAAGCUCAUUGUAAUCAUUGUCAAAUACAUUUACGUGUUCUGAAACUUCAUUACAGGUUUUUGAUUUAAAUUCAAUAAAGGUAUUAAUAAAAA